This is a messenger RNA of Tarenaya hassleriana, 1282 nucleotides long. Its product is annotated as galactinol synthase 2-like. NCBI's taxonomy places the organism in Eukaryota, Viridiplantae, Streptophyta, Magnoliopsida, Brassicales, Cleomaceae. The record is from RefSeq and is a predicted model, not a curated record. Bases 88 to 1080 code for a protein of 330 amino acids. Gene Ontology annotation, molecular function: glycosyltransferase activity. The transcript is spliced from 4 exons.
CCAUCAACCAAACAAAACACCCAUCAUCAAAGAUCCAAUCUUUAACAAAACCCAUUUGAGAUUUUCCAUUUUCUGUCCGGAAAAGGCAUGGGUUUCGAGAUGAACAACAAGUCAUCAUCGAAGAGAGCGUACGUGACGUUCUUGGCCGGGAACGGGGACUACGUGAAGGGAGUGGUGGGGUUGGCCAAAGGGUUGAGGAAAGUGAAGAGCAAGUACCCUUUGAUCGUGGCCGUCUUGCCGGACGUCCCUGAAGAUCAUCGGAGACAGCUGACGGAGCAGGGCUGCAUCGUCAAGGAGAUUCAACCUGUUCAUCCGCCGGAAAACCAGACUCGGUUUGCUAUGGCUUACUACGUCAUCAACUACUCCAAGCUCCGUAUUUGGAAGUUCGUGGAGUACGAGAAGAUGAUAUACUUAGACGGAGACAUUCAAGUGUUCGGCAACAUCGACCACUUGUUCGAUCUCCCCAACGGGCAUUUCUACGCAGUGAUGGACUGUUUCUGCGAGAAGACUUGGAGCCACGCUCCUCAGUACAAGAUCGGAUACUGUCAGCAGUCCCCGGGAAAGGUGACGUGGCCGUCGGAGUUGGGCCCUAAACCGCCGUUGUACUUCAACGCCGGCAUGUUCGUCUUCGAACCGAGCUUGUCUACUUACCACAUCCUCCUCGAGACUCUCAAAGUUGUCCCUCCAACUCCUUUCGCUGAGCAGGAUUUCUUGAACAUGUAUUUCAAGGACAUAUACAAACCGAUUCCGCCGGUUUACAAUCUUGUCUUGGCCAUGCUGUGGAGGCAUCCCGAGAACAUCGAGCUUGACAAAGUGAAGGUUGUUCACUACUGCGCCGCCGGUUCUAAGCCUUGGAGGUACACAGGCGAGGAAGAGAACAUGGAGAGAGAAGACAUCAAGAUGCUUGUCAAGAAAUGGCGGGACAUUUACAACGACGAAUCUCUCGAUUACGACAAGAACAAGAACGAGAUGUAUAUCCGACAAGACGAUCACAAGCGACAGAAAGCCCUUCAGCCUCUUCUCGCAGCUCUCUCCGAAACCGGUGUUCUUCAUCACAUCAAAGCUCCAUCCGCAGCAUGAAAGAAAGAUACACAGCGUGCUAUAUUAUUACUUAGUUUGAAUUUUAGUAUACGAGAUUGUGCGUUGUGUUCCGGUUUUGGGAAGUUUUUGAUACCCAAAACCGGUUUAAGAUAUCGGUUUGUCUGAGAAGGAUGUAGUAUUUGUAAAUUAAGACUACACAAAAUUAAAGAUUAUAUACAAAGUGUAUUGUUUUAUAUGUAUU